AUGGGAAAUGGUAUUUUAAGAAGAUCACCGAAUGCAGUGCAACCGAUGGGAUUGCAAACCAACAUUCGUAAUGCCAUCGAAACAAAGUCUGCAAAAAUCCCAGAUGGACGCUGUAAUUUAUAUGCAGGUGCCCAUACUGAAUCUAAUGGAAACACUUGCCCGGUUCUUGCUAUAUAUACAUGGCACAAAACUUCGCAAAAUGUAACUCAAGAAGAAGGCCAACUGGAUCGAUUAGGUGGUCCACCAGGAGGUUCCCUACAGAGAGGUCAAAGUACUAUAAUGAGAGAUUUUUCAGAAACAAAAGAAUUCAAAGUUGGAGUCGAUCAAAACAUUCAGAUGCUUGCAAUUGAAGAUAUUCUCUCGAUCAAAGUAUCCACUGAAAUUAAGAAAGAAGCCGUACAAAGAAUGAAUGCGGUUCUCAAGGAAAGGCCACCCGAGGAGUUAACUUGUUGUGAAAAAGUGAAAUCUUGUUGUACGAAAAACGUUUGCUGUUGUUGUCACGAAGAGGUAUGUGACAUGCCAGAAUACAAUAAAACAACGAGCGUGAACAAACGUGCGAACCGCGCGAUUACCAUUACUAUCGAAUAUGUUCACUAUGGCAACGUUGACACACCAUCGAAUCUACGUGUUCUUUCAAAAGAAAAACAGGCUGACUUUUAUCACAAACUCUUUCACACAGAGACAAUCAAGUUCUACUAUUUGCAAAGUAUGAAUUACGAUGAAGACGAGUUCAAAAAAUAUUUAUCAGAGAGUGAAACUCUUGCACGCAUUGUGGUACAACUUAAAUCCAUGGUUGGACAUUAUCCUGAUGAGACACAACUGAGAACGAUUGUUGGCCAGAAAAACACCCAUGCAUUUGGUAAGGAGGUAUCGGAAGAAAUUCAAGUGUUACAAGGUACAGGCACGACGUCGACCCAGAUAGUACAACGUUCACGCGAUCAAGACUAG
Rotaria socialis is the source of this 948-nucleotide messenger RNA. The record is from the annotation of a GenBank genome assembly. NCBI's taxonomy places the organism in Eukaryota, Metazoa, Rotifera, Eurotatoria, Philodinida, Philodinidae.